GAGUAGCAAGGUUGCCUUCGCCUACAGCUGGUGUGUGAGAGAGCGCAUUUGGUAUCCUCUUUCUGUUUCGCAUUGCCAACAGCACUGGAUUAAUUAUUUAGCUGUCACCUACCAAGAGGAGCUAUUUGAAAUCAAAACCCUAAAGGAGAGGAGAGACAGAUAUUACAGUUGGAACUCAUAUGAGAAAGGACCCUCUCGCAGCACCUUUUCUUUAAUCCACUACUCUUACAGCACAUUUUUCUCUUGGAGAGAAUAGUCUUGGUGCUGAUGUUGGUCUCUAGCAAGCAGUUGCCGAUUGGCCGUUCCCAGAGCUGGGAUGUGCUGGGUGGGAAUGAAGGUCAGUGGGAACGCAGUGAGAAUAUGUAUGAGCAGCAGAACAGGACAGCUGACCGACGGAACUCCUUUGGAGGGGAUGCUGGGGGUUUGUAUGGACCACCUACUAGUGUGCGCCCAUCUGACAUGGAUAUGAAACUGGAGCCAUACCAUUACCAGGUGUCACUGUAUAAUCAUAAUUAUGUGGAUCGACCAGAUCUCUGCAGCAUGAGGAAGAAUUCUGUUCCUGAGUUGAACAGUCAUUAUGACCGUCCACCUAUGACCCAUCGUAGUUCUCUAACUCCACUGGAUCCUUACCAGCAAGAUCCUUCAGUGUUUUCCAGGACACCUGACGGCUUCUUUCGUGGAGAACAAAUGCCACUUAACCGGUCAGCUGCUCAUUACGGUAUGAUUGGAGCAACUCAACCAAAUUGGAAUCAGACCCAAUCUGGGAGGUCUAGUGUGCCUGCCCCGAUUCCAGCACCACCUCCUCCACCUCCUGCUCGCAUUUACCGGGAACUAUGCCUCUCUGGCCCUCCACCUACCACACCAGUAGCCAAAAUGAUGCCAGAAGGCCAGCACAUAGCAAGCCGUGUACCAUCUCCUGCUCGCUAUGCCACUGAGUCAAAUACUUCUCGAUAUGGGGCUAAGGCACCUUCCUCUCUUCUUGGAAAUUCAGUGUACAAUGAUCUUAAUGGGCGGCCUGUGGAUACAAGUCAGCCUGCAGCCACCUGCCUAGUUAUAGAUCCAUCUUCUCAAGGUACGGUUAUGCGGCAGGAAAGCCCUUCACCAUGUGUUAUAGGACAGCAGCAACAGGCCCAACAAAAAAAACAGGAACCAGCUCAGCAAAUGUUACACCAGCAGAUGCAACAAGUUCACUCAUUCCACCAACCACAGCAGUUUCUGCCAGUUCAGCAAGAGCAGCCCAUUCAAAACCCACAGCAAAUACAGCCAGUUCAACAACAACAGCAAACACAACCGAUCCAGCAAAUGCCACUUAUGCAACAAACACAGCCUGCACAGUCUGUUCAGCAGGGGCAACCUGUGGCACCACCAAAUCAUGUGUAUGAUCCUAACCUUUCAUUGCCAGCUUCUGCCUCAAUGACUUCAGUCACAGAUGCAAUCCCUGCUCAGGGUCGUCCACAGCUUCCCGCUCAACCUGCUCCUCCGCCUACGACAGCUCAAAACUCACUGGCUACUGUGGACCAAAUGAAGACAACUGACUCAGAGUUUCUGGCAUUUUUACGCAAUGAAGGUUUGUCUGAGACAACUAUAACCUCUCUACUACAGCAGGGUUUUGAUUCCCCUGCAAUGUUAGCUGUUCUGGAACAAAAUGAUGUUCACUCUGUUGCACCCAACUUGGGGCAGGCACGUGUGCUAUCUCGUGUGGCGGUCAGCUGUAAGCGUCCUCUGGACAUCCCUCAGCACCAAACUGCUCCGGUCCGAGGACGUUCCAACAGUUUCAGCCAUCGCAAUGACAUAUACAUGCACCAGCAAUCACCUAUGACUCCAAGUAUGGACUCCCAGUAUAUGCCAUUGUCCCCAGUCCAGAACAUCUUUCCCAGGAUGGCCGAAGUCAUGGGCCGCAGACCUAGCAGUGCUCCUUCCCAGCAACUUCUAGAGGCUAGUGAAUACCCUAUAACAAGGACACCAGUGUCUUUCAAUAAUGUGGUGUUGCCUCAUCAACCUCGUUCACUGUCUGCUUACAGUACUCAGGCUGGCCUACCUAUGUCGUCUUUGACAGCAGUGUCUCAGCAAGUUCCACUUCCAUCACACAUAUCUGGAGUGCAACCACAAAUCCUUGGUUUGCAACAACAAAUGCAACCCCCUAUCCAUGGGAUGCCACAACAAACACCAGCACAGCAAGCCCCCAAAGCAUACUCCACUAACUACACUGUGCCCAUGGAGCUGUUGAAGAGGGAUCGAAGCGUGGCCAAUCCACAUCCAAGCCCCCAUAUACUGCGGAAGACUGGGGCAACACCUCAUGACCGUGCCCUGGUACCUGUAGGCGCUGCAAUACAGAAUACUUGCCUUGCAAAUCAAAGGCUCUCACGACGCACUGGACCCCCUGUAAUUGUCUCCACCAUGGCAUCACCUGAUACAAGUAUAAGGCCACAAAUCAUGAACGGACCGAUGCAUCCACGGCCGCUGGUUGCUCUGCUGGAUGGGAGGGACUGUACGGUGGAAAUGCCGAUCCUUAAAGAUUUGGCAACCGUGGCCUUCUGUGAUGCUCAGUCCACGCAGGAGAUCCAUGAGAAGGUACUAAAUGAGGCAGUAGGAGCAAUGAUGUACCACACCAUCACACUCACCAGAGAGGACCUGGAGAAAUUUAAAGCCUUGCGCAUCAUUAUCCGCAUUGGCAGCGGCUACGAUAACAUUGAUAUUAAAGCUGCUGGAGAAAUGGGAAUUGCAGUGUGUAAUAUCCCGUCUGCAGCUGUAGAGGAGACUGCAGAUUCUACCCUCUGUCACAUCCUGAACCUUUACCGGAGGAACACCUGGCUGUACCAGGCUCUCCGGGAGGGCUCGCGGUUCCAGAGCAUAGAGCAGAUCAGGGAGCUGGCAUCAGGAGCAGCUCGCAUACGGGGAGAGACACUUGGACUCAUAGGUUUUGGCCGAACGGGUCAGGCAGUAGCGGUUCGGGCAAAAGCAUUUGGCUUCAACGUGAUAUUUUACGACCCGUAUCUACAGGAUGGAUUGGAACGCUCACUGGGUGUCCAGAGAGUCUACACCCUCCAGGACCUGCUGUACCAAAGUGACUGUGUGUCUCUGCAUUGCAAUCUAAAUGAACACAAUCACCACUUGAUCAAUGACUUUACCAUCAAGCAGAUGCGUCAGGGUGCAUUCCUGGUGAACUGUGCACGUGGGGGUCUGGUGGAUGAGAAAGCUCUGGCUCAAGCCCUGAAGGAAGGAAGAAUCCGGGGAGCUGCUCUGGAUGUUCACGAAUCAGAACCAUUCAGUUUUACCCAAGGUCCACUAAAAGAUGCUCCCAAUCUGAUCUGCACACCUCAUACAGCCUGGUACAGUGAGCAGGCCUCGCUGGAGAUGCGAGAGGCGGCUGCCACUGAAAUUAGAAGAGCCAUCACGGGUCGUAUUCCAGACAGCCUUAGAAACUGUGUCAACAAAGAGUACUUUAUUGCCACUGCACCGUGGGGAGCAGUGGAGCAGCAGGUGCAUCCAGAGCUCAACGGUGGAUAUAGCAGAGUGGCCCAACCGUUACCAGCCAUAUCGCCUGGUGGCCUGCAAGACAAAAUGUAUACCUAAACCCAACCAGUAGACAUGCCCAGGGUCCGGUGGGGAUGUCUUCUUGAGGACCAGAAAAGGGCACAAAGCUAAGCGAGGGUCCCAGGGCCCAUGCCCUCUCCCUGCCACCAGGACCUCCAGCCCAACCGAACCCCCUGCCUGAAACAAUCCAACACAUGAUGUGAGCACAGAGAACACAUAUCCGAGGAGUAAACGCAGGGAGGCGUUUAUACUGCUACUGAACAACUCAUGGCACAGUUCACAUAGCAAGUUAACUUCAAUCCAGGUACAUGAAGUAGUAAAUUACCUAGGAGCUACAGCUAACAGCAGUGGGAACAGCUCAGAUAUGCAUCAUGGAGGAGUCCUAAUCCUACAUCCUAGUUUUUCUUGGAUAUAAUUUUUUUCGUUGCAGAUGUUUUCCCUCCACGUGUAUACUUUACCUUGCUUGUCUUUAUGGGACUGAGGAUCGAGUUCUCGAAGGACGUUCACGUUAUUCACCCCUUCUGCCACCUGCCUUGUGAACAAAACACUUAUAGAUGCAUUUAUUCUGUUAACCAGUUUGUCAUUGAAUUUCCUUGUUGCCUCUUUCUUUAAACCAAACAAAUUAUUACUGUCUUUUUAAUUUUGUGUUAGUGAUUUAAUUAUAUUGGUAUGUUGUGUAUUUAUCAAAAAGCAAAAGCAAAUGGUUAAACUAUUAAUAACAUUUAUUGUGACCCUGUUUCUUAACUUGGCCUUGAAAAAAAAGCUAAAACUUUAAUUAUUAGACACAACCACAUGAUUCUAACAACCACCAGCCCUAACAUUCAGGCAUUUUGUAUUAAUUUACAUAGAAGUGUUUGAGCAACAUUGCCAUGUCAGAUUUAUUUAUCUCAGAAUUUAAAUUAGUUUUUUUUUUUUUUGUCCAAUGCUAAGAUUAUGGAUGGCAGCUCGCAGUGAAAGUCAGGAGCCACGUGCCACCUUGCUCAGGAAACACUUUUCUUCUUUCAUGUCUGAGUACCAUAAAACAAGCAUCACGUGUCUGAUUAUCCUGCCAUCUACUUUUCCUUACACUGCUCUCUUGCUGAUAUUUUUAUAGAUGUAAAAUAGAAAAUAUUUUGAUGUUGCAGUUAGAUUUGUAUUGCUAUAGUAUGCAAAACUUUUUUUUUUUUUUUUUGCCUUGUGUGAAUGUUAUGACGUCACCUGAACUUCAUUUUGUUGUUACUGAAAUGUGUGUUCCUCAGCCCACUUUGCCAGUACAUGUAUAUUAGGACAGUGGGCUAUGUUUUUAUUGUUUGUUUAUUGUACCAAACAUCCAUGACAGUACAAAUUAAAAAAUAAAAUAAGCAAAAUACUUGUGCAAAAUUCAGAAUACCA
Molecule: messenger RNA, 4905 nt
Organism: Tachysurus fulvidraco (yellow catfish)
Lineage: Eukaryota; Metazoa; Chordata; Actinopteri; Siluriformes; Bagridae
Gene: ctbp2a
Product: C-terminal binding protein 2a
Exons: 10
Coding region: 268-3573 (1101 amino acids)
Molecular function (GO): oxidoreductase activity, acting on the CH-OH group of donors, NAD or NADP as acceptor; transcription corepressor activity; NAD binding
Source: RefSeq, a predicted model, not a curated record